GUUUAUUUUGAAAGGUCUUCACGAGGUUUCGUCUCUGACACCAGUAGUGUUUGGGGAAGAUAUUCACAGACGCACACGGGUUACUUCCUGUUGUAUCAGUCUGUCAAAAAGAUGAUCCACAUGCCAAGAAUAAAAUAAUAAACUUACGUGCGUCACUCAGGAUGUGGAGGGCAGGACGUGUCCUGAGGCUGACAGCCACAGGAGAAGCCUCCUUGUGUUCCAGCAAGCCAGCAAAACCUUCUUUGUCCACUUCACCUCAGUCCAACUGCUCUCCGCGGUCUCAGGCAGAGAAGCAGAGACGGAGACGAGAGCGCGAAGAGGUCAUACUGUCAAAUGCACACUCAGCCGCUAAAGAUGAAGCAGUGAGAUGGAGUGAGAAGCAGAAGACGGUGUACGCCGCUCAAACGCCGCCCGGGACAAAGAAAGACACCCUGUCUCCAUUCCCGUCUUCUUACUGUCCGGAGUAUGUGGAGUCCAGCUGGUAUCAGUGGUGGGAGAAAGAGGGAUUCUUUCGUCCAGAACAACAUGAGAAGCUGGGUCACCGCGUGGAUCAGACCUUCGCUCUGUGCAUGCCGCCACCAAACGUGACUGGUACUCUGCACCUGGGCCACGCUCUCACUGUAGCUGUGGAGGACGCUCUGGUUCGAUGGAGGAGGAUGCAGGGCUACAGAGUCCUGUGGGUCCCUGGAUGUGACCACGCAGGUAUUGCAACACAGACGGUGGUGGAGAGGAGGCUGCUGAGGGACAGAGGCAAGCGCAGACAGGACUUCACCAGGAAACAGUUUCUGCGUGAGGUGUGGGAAUGGAAGAAGGAGACCGGGGACGAGAUCUACCACCAGCUGAGGAGGCUCGGAGCGUCUCUGGACUGGAGCAGAGCCUGUUUCACCAUGGAUCCAGCUUUCAGCAGGGCCGUGACUGAGGCCUUCGUCAGGCUCAGUGACUCGGGUCUCAUCUACCGCUCAGAGGCUCUGGUCAACUGGAGCUGUGCUCUGGAAUCGGCCAUCUCUGACAUCGAGGUUGACUCAAAGGAGCUGUCGGGACGAACCAUGCUGUCUGUUCCUGGUUAUGACGAGGAGGUGGAGUUUGGAAGCCUGCUGACCUUCGCCUACCCUUUAGAAGGCCACGAUGGAGAGGUGGCGGUGUCCACCACCCGUCCUGAGACCAUGCUGGGAGAUGUGGCUAUAGCUGUUCACCCUGACGAUCCUCGGUAUCAGUGUGUGCAUGGGAAGCAGUGCAGACACCCGUUCACCAACCAACUCCUGCCUAUCAUCACUGAUUCAAUGGUGGACAUGGAGCUGGGAACAGGUGCCGUGAAGGUAACCCCAGCUCAUGACCACACGGACUUCCUGCUGUCUCAGAGACAUUCAUUGCCACGCAUCACUGUGAUUGGAGGAGAUGGGACCAUGACUCCGCCCUGUGGAAAAUGGCUUAAGGGAGUGAAGCGGUUUGAUGCCAGACAGAUGAUUGUGGAUGCCCUGGUCGAGAAGGGGCUGUUCAGAGAGAAGAAGACUCACCCCAUGACCUUACCUGUCUGCAGCCGCUCAGGAGACAUCAUUGAACCUCUUCUAAAGAAGCAAUGGUUUGUAAGCUGUGAAAAACUGGCUGAAAAGGCUAUCCAGGCUGUGGAGGACAGGCAGCUGGAAAUCAUCCCUCACUACUACACUAAGACAUGGAAUAACUGGCUGUCCAACAUCAGUGAUUGGUGCAUUUCCAGGCAGCUUUGGUGGGGUCAUCAGAUUCCUGCUUACCAAGUGAUGUUUCCCAAUUCUUCCAACAAACAUGAGGAGCUGUGGGUUUGGGGACAGAAUGAGGACGAGGCCCGACAGAGAGCUGCCGUUAAAUAUGGAGUGAAGCCAGAAGACAUCACGUUGACUCAGGACCCUGAUGUCCUGGAUACUUGGUUCUCCUCAGGGCUCUUUCCCUUUGCAAUGCUCGGCUGGCCUGAGCAGACCAAUGACCUUCAGCGCUUCUACCCGAGCUCCAUUCUGGAGACGGGCAGUGACCUCCUCUUCUUCUGGGUGGCGAGGAUGGUGAUGCUGGGCACAGAGCUGACUGGACAGCUGCCCUUUAAACAGGUUCUCCUCCACUCUAUGGUGAGAGACAAACAUGGCAGGAAGAUGAGCAAAUCUCUGGGAAAUGUCAUUGACCCAUUAGAUGUUAUACAUGGAGUUUCUCUCGAGAGGCUUCAACAGAAAGUGAAGGAGGGAAACCUCGACCCCAGGGAGAGACUGGUUGCCAUGGGAGCUCAGAAGAAAGACUUCCCCAAAGGGAUCCCUGAGUCUGGGACUGAUGCUCUGAGAUUCGCCCUGUGCUCUCACAAAAUGCAGGGAGAAGACAUCAGUCUGUCCAUCUCUGAGGUCCUGAGCUGCAGACACUUCUGUAAUAAAAUGUGGCAGACGCUGAGAUUCACACUAGGAGUGCUGGGUGACAACACAACACCAGUGGGAACUCUGGAGGAGACGAGUGCUGUGAGCAGUUUGGACCGCUGGAUCUGCUCCAGACUCUACAGCACCGUAGUGGAGUGUGAGACGGCCCUGGAAGCCUACGAGCUGCAUGCUGUCACUUCUGCAUUGUACUCCUUCUGGGUCCACAGCCUGUGUGACGUCUACCUGGAGUAUGUGAAGCCUGUGCUGCUCCAGCAGGAGGAAGCGGCGCUGGCCCUUCCUGACAGGCAGGCGGCCACCAGCAUCCUGUAUCACUGUGUGUCUACGUCCCUGGCCCUGCUCUCCCCCUUCAUGCCUUUCAUCACUGAGGAGCUGUGGCAGAGACUUCUGCCGUUCCAACCCCAAGCUGCUGCCCAGGCCACUCUGUGUUUACAGCCGUACCCCUGCUCCUCUCAGCUGGCACACUGGCAUUUCCCUGAAGAGGAAAAGGAUUUCCUACUGGUGCAGGAAGUGAUCCGAGUGGCCCGGUCACUACGAGCCCAAUGUGCCAUGACAAAAGAAAAACCAGCCAUGUGGGCAGUGUGCUCACCCAGCCAGGCCAAGGUCCUCCAUCACUUUGGCUCAGCUGUUUGGACCUUAAGCCGGAUCUCUAGCCUUCAUAUCUACUCUCCUGGAGCGGAGCCGCUCCUCCAGGUCCACUCCACCCCCCCACCUGUAGGGAGCCUUGUCGGCGUGGUGGACCACACAUGUCAACUACACCUUUACAUUCAGAGUGGAAUGAACAUCGAUAAGCAGAUACUGCAGCUCAGCCAGCGCAGAGACAAGCUGGUUCCAAAGCUGGAGAAACUCCUGUGCAGAGUCCAGUCUCCAGACUACCUGUCCAAGGCCCCUGCUCAUGUCAGGCAGCAGAUGGACACUAAGACAUCUGCUCUGCAGCAGGAGCUGAAGGCCAUUGACGACCAACUGAAGGUCCUGCAGGAGACUCAAUCCAAAGAGUAACUACAGCUGCUGUGGACAUGGUUAAUUAUUUAUAAUGUUGUCUGAGCUGGAUGGAAGGACAUGUUUCAUAGUAUCAUGUGCCAGUGUCAAAAUGAUAUUGCAAUAAGGAAGUUAUGACAGGCCAUUAAUCCUUUUAUAUGAUCAUUGUUUUUUUUUUAAAAAUCAGCCAAACUCAACCAACUGUUUUUGUGAAAAUACACAUAUUCACAGAUGGAGUCUGAUGUGGCCACACUGGAACAGUAAACCUGAUACUCCAGUAGAGAUGUUACUCCACACAUAAACUGUACACUAAUGGUAUCUUAACAGGAAACCAGGAGCCCCAACUCACUGUUUGUUAACUGACUGGAGCCUAAUCAUUUACAUGAAAGUCCCACAGACCUGUCUCUGAACAAGGAACUUGGGACAAGGCUAUUUUGCCCUAAAAGAAAAGCCCCAUGGAGUAACUGCAUCCUAACAUAGGCAUGUUCCUAAAUUACUAGGGUUGGAUCAAGUUUUUCAAAAUAAAGGUGCAUAAGCUGCUUCA
Messenger RNA from Pungitius pungitius (ninespine stickleback), 3906 nucleotides. It is a transcript of the gene vars2, whose product is annotated as valyl-tRNA synthetase 2, mitochondrial. Gene Ontology annotation, cellular component: cytosol. NCBI's taxonomy places the organism in Eukaryota, Metazoa, Chordata, Actinopteri, Perciformes, Gasterosteidae. The transcript has 30 exons. Gene Ontology annotation, molecular function: valine-tRNA ligase activity; ATP binding; aminoacyl-tRNA deacylase activity. Gene Ontology annotation, biological process: valyl-tRNA aminoacylation. The record is from RefSeq and is a predicted model, not a curated record. Bases 162 to 3383 code for a protein of 1073 amino acids.